AUGGCGCUGAAGGGUACCUCAGCACUCCAAUCUGGCCAGCCCCUGGAGCGCUUAUAUGACUUCGUAUCAGACGAUUAUGCAAGUACGGAACCGAUGGUCAUUAGGUUCAAGCAUGUGGAGCCGUCUCGUGACGGUACAAAAUGGCGUCGUCAAGGCACAAAGUGGGGCCGAACCCUAACACAAGGUCUCCUCUUUCUUACGGACCCCGAGUGUCAACCUGCUCGGCACAUACGAGGCGGUUGUUAA
Protopolystoma xenopodis is the source of this 246-nucleotide messenger RNA. The record is from the annotation of a GenBank genome assembly. Lineage: Eukaryota; Metazoa; Platyhelminthes; Monogenea; Polystomatidea; Polystomatidae.